Molecule: messenger RNA, 1665 nt
Organism: Sebastes umbrosus (honeycomb rockfish)
Lineage: Eukaryota; Metazoa; Chordata; Actinopteri; Perciformes; Sebastidae
Product: homeobox protein Hox-A3-like
Exons: 2
Coding region: 141-1037 (298 amino acids)
Biological process (GO): regulation of transcription by RNA polymerase II
Cellular component (GO): nucleus
Molecular function (GO): RNA polymerase II cis-regulatory region sequence-specific DNA binding; DNA-binding transcription factor activity, RNA polymerase II-specific
Source: RefSeq, a predicted model, not a curated record
UGCUCCAAGUGCUCUUCCCUGCAUGGCUGUAUACAUUCAGGGUUAAUUGUGAUCGGAUAUUAAGACAGACAGACAGAAGUCCUGCAUGGUGUUUACUACUGUUGAGGGGAUUUGCUGGUUUUAUUUGAUGAGCUGGGUCCAUGAUCAUGGACCCCCAACAGUCUGCCCUCCCACUGCAGCUGCAUGGCAACAGUUUUGCUAUGAGCUCUGGAUAUGUGCCAACACUAAGCGCGGGAUACAAUGCAAGAGGAGGAGGAGGAGGAGGAGGAGGAGGCCAAGAAGAUGAACUUCAUCAGCAAAACAUGACCUCCUCUGCUCGUGUCAAUUGCAGGUUGAACCCAGGUGAGCAGUUUCAGAGUCCACUGGAGCCUCUGGUGGUUCACUGCCGUGCCAAGGGCGAGCUGGACACCAGGAGCAGGAGCUGCAGUCCUCUACUCACCAUCUGCCGCUCAGGAGUCAUUUUUCCCUGGAUGAAUCCACGGACAGCUGACUCUCAACAAUCUGUCAGCGGCGGUGGGAUGGUGGCGACGGCGGGUCUGUCGGAUAGAGGAAGGCUCUGCGUCAGGAGAGAGAGGACGGCCUUCACCAACAGCCAGCUGCUGGAGCUCGAGAAGGAGUUCCACUUCAGCCCGUACCUGUGUCGCCCUCGGCGGCUGGAGAUGGCCGCUGGACUGCACCUCACCGAUCGCCAGAUCAAGAUCUGGUUUCAGAACCGCAGGAUGAGGUACAAGAAAGAGCACAUGCAUGGGAAGGUAGAAUCUUCCCAGUGGUCUAACCCUCCCCUCCGCUCAAGGUCAUGUGGUGACCACCUGAGGUUUCAAGGUGUUGUCAGAACUUCCUCCUCAGAUCUGCACUUCAUGGAUUACGCCCCUAUGUCCUCCUGUGUCUUCGACUCUCACAGUGACAGUGGUCAGUGUUUUCACCCGGCAGACCUGCCCCAUCUGAGCUGCAUACUUCCAUCUGUUGCAAAUGGUCCUCCGCCCUCCUGUACAGGCACAGAUAGUCAUCACCAUGCUGGCAUUUCAAACUGGCCCUAGGGCCCCAUAAUGGCCAUCCCUCCUGUGCUCAUCAAAAUCUCAAUGAUACAUCCACUUUCACUUACUUAUGAAAGAGUGGAGCAUGUCUUAUUAGCAUCCCUGGGUUGAAAUCCCCUUAACACCCUCCGUUCACCAUUCAUGAAACAUUUUAAUUAAACUAUGUGAACAUAUCUUAAUUAAAGGAGAGCUACAGCGAUAUCAUUUGUGUUUCUCAGGCGCGGUGACUGAAGACUGCAGGUCAAACUUGCUGCUCGUAUACACGGCAUGCACAACACACAUUAAGAAGUACAUGUUUUUGAUGUAAUUUUGUGGCUGUUACAUUUAUAUUGCAUGUUUAAUGCAUGUGGGAAUCACAUUACGAGUGAUUCUUUUCUAUUUCCCUCUGUUGACAGAUAAUAGCUAAGUGGUUGUCAUAUUUUCUAAGUGGGCUCUUUUUUCAUUAUCUACUGUAAAUAACAGGUCAUUUGUGUAAAAUGUUUUAACUGUGAAAUUGGCAGAAUAAUGUUCCAAUGAUGUUAUAUUUUUGUUAAAGCCAUUAAAGGAAAGUCUUUGAUACGGUUCUUGAUUAAUUGAGAUGUCACGUACUGUACAUGCUUAAUAAAUGCGUCUGGGGAAACUGUAACUGUGA